GCUAAAAGCCUAUUUUGUGGGUUUUUGCAAAGGGGAGAGCUGGGUUUUGGAUCCCAAACACCCAAGGGACGAACCAAAGAGAGAGAGAGGGCGAUUUGAGGGCAUUCUUGGAGUGGAAUUGGAGGAUUUCUUUGCCUUGGAAGCUCGAGGAACAAGCCCGGACUUGAAGACUGAUCAUCUGAAGAUUCUUACUGCAGUCUCUCUGAUCUCUAUGGAGUAACUUCCCUUCACUUAGGUUUUGAGGAACCCUAGCUAUGUUUGUUUGAUUGGAUGAUUGUAUGAGUACUCUGACUUGAUAAUCUUGAGUUCAUAUUCAAUCUAUGCAUGUUUUCAUGAUUCAAUUCUGCUUUAGUCGAGAUUAUUGAUUCUGCUUUGAUCCUAUGAGAGGGAAUACCUGAUUAGGUCAAUAGAGCACCAUAGAUUGAUAGUAGUGGUUCGAUUGCUUUAGUCGAGGGUUGAUUCACUGCUUUGUAUCGAUUGAGAACCUCUUUCGAUAGAGGGAGUCUAGUUCAGAACGCCUUGAUCAGUUGUUCUAGAGAAGGAUACGUCCCUCUAGGCAAUUGACUCAAGAGGGCCUUGUUCCUUUAGUCGAGACUCAAGGUCUAGUCAAGGAUUCUCCGCAUUGUGAAUGAAAGUGAAACAAGUUAGAAAUCAUCAAUCGUUAGUCUGGCUAGUGGCUAGGGGGAAUCAUACCUAAGUGAGUUCCCAACCUGUAAUUAGAUUAACUUUAACUGUAGUUUGCUAGAGUAGUUUUAGUUCUUUCAUCUUAAUCUGGUUUGCUAAAUAAUAAACUGAAGCUGAGUAAUAGUAACUCUAGAGACCCGCGGAUUCGAUAUUUAUCACUUGAGCCACUAUACUGCAUCUCUUCCAUUGGUUACACUUGGCCAUUGUUAGGUGUUGUGUCGUAGCGAGUCAGGCACUUAUUUGCUAUUCAGAAAGAUUUAACAAGGCAAAAGAAACUGGUGGCAAGUUUAGUAUUAGACAACGGGCCACAAUCUCUACCAAACAGCAACAGGUUCCAACGCCGCUUGGUUGAGUCAGGUGGGGAACUACUUCAGUUACUGUUUUGCGAGUUGAGGGGUAGUGACAGUGACCUCGAAUUCUUACAAGUUUUCAAAUUGCACAAGUCCAGGUCCUCGUCGCCAUCGUCUACUUAUUAUUCAUGGGUUCAAGUUAAGAGUUUGGAAGGACGAGCCAUCUUCUUCUGUUACCCCAACAACUGUUUCUCCUGCAUCCCCCCGCCAGGCCACAAAGGACCAAAACCCAAUUGUGUUUACUUCGUUCGCGAUCAUUACCGAAUCAUUUCUUUUGAUGUCGAAACAGGGCAAUCCUCAUAUUUCAUGCUCGCCCCUCCUGAAGCAGACCUCCACGAUGACUCUGGCCUAUCCUCCAUCUUCUUCCUUAGCUACGAUCGCGGCCAAACUACUAGUACUAGUCGCCAUUGUAGCUCGGCUGCUAUCGAGAAUGGUGGCACUCGGGCACAUCAAGCAAUUGAGUAUCAAGAGAAGGAGGACAGAGUCGCAUCGUCGUCAUCCAAGACUGUAUCGAUACUGGACCUUCCUCUAGACAUGCUUCACAAUAUAACCAGACGUUUGACUGUGGUGGGUGAUUACAGGAGCUUGCACAGUUCUUGUAAGACAUUGAGAUCGAUAGCACCGUUGAUGACUACCUUGGACGGCCUAGCACUCCAGUCUCCCUCAACGUAUCCAUGGUUCUUCUUCUUUCAGCACCACACGACAAGCCUCCAUCUCCACGACUUGAGAUGUAGAAACACAUUCACCAAUCCACGACAACUGCUUCCCAAAUCUCCAUCGUCAAAUUCAACUACUUGUAUUGUCUUCUCCAAAGAGCGUUGGUUGCUGACGUGCAUGGAGCAUGACAUCUUCGAACCCGCUGUGAAUCCAUUGCCUCAACCAGUGUUUUUGUUUACAUUUUGGAAUCCUUUUACAGAGGAAGUUUGGAGUGUUCCUGAGAUGAUAUACCCUCCUUCCCCUAUAAGCAUUGGGGUCUCGGCCGCACCUACGUCUCCACAUUGUUCCAUUAUGGGAGUAGCGCAAAGUAUGAAAGACUAUGGUGGCAUAUGGUUCCAUUUCUUGAAAUUGAAUGAGGGACAGUGGCAUUACUUGGAGGACGCGGAGGCGAAUUUUGAACCUAGCGACCACAACACACCGGUUUUUCUAGACGAUAAGUUCUAUUUCCUGGAUAAGAAGAGAAAACUAGGUGUUUUCAACUGUCGCAGUGGCGUCGAGGGGCUAUACGAAUGGGAACGCGACGUGUACCCGUGGAAGCUCCUAUCUCAUCACGUCGUGGAUCCUAACGAGGACCUUAAAUUUAAGAGGGAGUAUCUAGUGGAAUGUGAAGGUGAAAUCAUGUCUAUACUAGUGGGUGAUCUCGGCAAGUCAAUUUUAGUUUACAGGUUCGAUCGACAGAAGAAGGGUUGGUGGAGAGUAAACAGCUUGGGAUCAAACAUGGUGUUUCUGAGCAACACAUCAUGUUUCUCGACUAUGGCAAAAAUUUCAGGAAUGGAAAACAAAAUAUACUUUCCUCGACUUUCUGCCAAAGGAAGCAUUGUGUUCUAUUUGCUGGAUACGCAUAAAUAUCACACGUUCGACUACGAUGAUGCGAUGGAAGACUUCCUACCUACUAGUGAAGUGCACAUUUGUGGUUGGAUAGAACCUAAAGGCUAGCAGCACACUUACUGAUGAGUGAAAAGAAGUAGUGAUUGUUGAAGAUUUAGCAUUAUAAUAAUAUAUUGUUGUUGGGGGUGUUACUAAAUACUCCACGCGCGGACUAAAUAAGGGCGCGCUCAAUCGGUAACGUGCUCCGGACGAACGCCACUACGAAGUAUUUAAAGGCAUGAAACUCCCCAUUGAGGGGGACUUCUCCUCUCUCCUCACUUUAACUACGAAGUAUUUAAAGGCAUGAAACUCCCAAUUGAGGGGGACUUCUCCUCUCUCCUCACUUUCCACUUUCUACUAUCUCUCUACACUUUAUCUCUCUAUCUAUUCUCUCAACUCUCUCCACAAACAUACACUAACUUGAUCGUCGGAGCUUAAUCCGGGGGGCAACCCCGGCACUUUUCACAGGUUUCUUCCCUCCCGACGAGAUCAGACGAACGGAUCAUGAGUCAACCCCACACCAACAAAUAUUAUUGUUCAUACCGGAGCAAGAUGGUACAAACAAUUGGCGCCCACCGUGGGGCUUGAUUCAUCGAUUUUGUUCGAUUGAUCUUUGAGGGAUACUACAUUCCGUUCUCCACUCCAGCACUCAAACUGGAUUUCACCUUCUCUGAUGAAAGAACUCUGCUCAUUCUCGAAGUGAAUCAACAUCCCCCGCCACU
Linum trigynum is the source of this 3340-nucleotide messenger RNA. The record is from the annotation of a GenBank genome assembly. Lineage: Eukaryota; Viridiplantae; Streptophyta; Magnoliopsida; Malpighiales; Linaceae.